Messenger RNA from Eucalyptus grandis, 2936 nucleotides. RefSeq names its product alpha-glucosidase. The transcript has 5 exons. Gene Ontology annotation, biological process: carbohydrate metabolic process. Lineage: Eukaryota; Viridiplantae; Streptophyta; Magnoliopsida; Myrtales; Myrtaceae. The record is from RefSeq and is a predicted model, not a curated record. Bases 6 to 2765 code for a protein of 919 amino acids. Gene Ontology annotation, molecular function: carbohydrate binding; hydrolase activity, hydrolyzing O-glycosyl compounds.
AAAACAUGGGUGGCAACAGAGACCGCCAUGGCCGCCGCCACUGUCGUCUCCUCUCUCUCUUCCCGUUGAUCAUCUUGUGCCUACUGCCGUGUCUAUCUAAGGUUGGCGCGUCGGGCGGAGAAGGCAGGGGAAUGUCUGACAUCGUCGUGUACGGAUACGCAGUCCAGUCCACGGCCAUUGAACCAUCAAGAGCAAUGUUGACUGCCGAGCUCCGCCUCAUCAAAGGGACCUCCAUCUACGGGCCCGACGUCGAGAAUCUCCACCUAGUUGCCAGCUUCGAAGCGGGCGGUCGUCUUCGAGUCCGAAUCACAGACGCCGACCACCGCCGAUGGGAAGUCCCCAACGACCUCAUCCCUCGUCAGUCUCCCUCCCCUCCCCACCGCUCUCUCCCCGCUCCGCCGCCGUCACUCUGCCGCUCCCAAUGCAGCCUCUCCACCGCCUCCUCCGACCUCGUCUUCACCCUUCGUAACACCACCCCCUUCUCAUUCUCCGUCUCCCGCCGCUCCUCCGGUGACGUCCUCUUCGACACCUCCACCUCCGACCCCUCGGCCUUCCUCAUCUUCAAGGACCAGUACCUCCAGCUCUCCUCCUCCCUCCCUGUCAGCCGCUCCUACCUCUACGGGAUGGGAGAGCACACGAAGCCGUCGCUCCGGCUCCUGCCAAACCAAACCCUUACUUUGUGGAACGCCGAUAUCCUCAGCUCGAACCUCGAUCUCAGCCUGUAUGGGUCGCAUCCGUUUUACAUGGACAUCAGGUCGUCCUCGGGCGGCCGCAGCGGGGGAGGUGUUGGGGCGGGCACGAGCCACGGCGUUCUGUUGCUGAACAGCAAUGGCAUGGAUGUGGUGUACACUGGUGAUAAGAUCACUUACAAGGUGAUCGGUGGGGUGUUGGAUUUGUAUUUCUUCCCCGGGCCGUCGCCGGAGGGAGUCAUGGAGCAGUACACCAAGCUCAUUGGCCGGCCGACCCCAAUGCCGUACUGGUCCUUCGGAUUUCAUCAAUGUCGGUGGGGUUACAAGAAUGUCGCAGACCUAGAGGGUGUGGUAGCUGGUUAUGCAAAAGCUCAUAUUCCACUGGAAGUUAUGUGGACCGACAUUGAUUACAUGGAUGCAUACAAAGACUUCACUCUCGACCCUAUCAAUUUUCCCAAGGAAAAGAUGAAAGAAUUUGUGAGCAGCCUUCACAAGAAUGGUCAAAAAUAUGUCCCCAUACUUGAUCCAGGCAUUAGCGUGAACGAGACAUAUGGGACCUACAUCAGGGGAAUGCAAGCCGACAUCUUCAUCAAACGUGAGGGUGUGCCAUAUUUAGGUAUUGUUUGGCCGGGGCCAGUGUACUUUCCUGACUUCCUUCACCCAUCUAGUGAGAGUUAUUGGGGUGGUGAAAUAAAGAGGUUUCAUGAUGUCCUUCCUUUUGAUGGCCUGUGGAUCGACAUGAAUGAGUUGUCCAACUUCAUAACUUCUUCGCCUCUUCCUUCCACUCUCGACAAUCCUCCCUACAAAAUCAACAAUUCAGGAGUUCACCGGCCAAUCAACAACAGAACUAUUCCUGCAACAUCACUUCAUUUUGGCAAUAUUUCAGAUUACAAUGCUCAUAACCUCUACGGACUCUUGGAAGCCAGAGCAACAAACAAGGCCUUAGUCAAUGUUACUAGUAAAAGGCCAUUCGUUCUCUCAAGAUCAACUUUUGUGAGCUCUGGCAAGCACACUGCACACUGGACUGGAGACAAUGCCGCCACAUGGGAUGACCUGGCUUACUCAAUUCCUGCAAUUUUAAACUCUGGGCUCUUUGGAAUUCCAAUGGUAGGAGCUGACAUAUGCGGUUUCUCUCAGAACACAACCGAAGAGCUCUGCAACAGAUGGAUUCAGGUAGGGGCCUUUUAUCCCUUUGCAAGAGACCAUUCUGACAAGAAUACUACUCGUCAAGAGCUCUAUCUCUGGGAAUCGGUCGCUACAUCCGCCAGGAAGGUGCUCGGGCUUCGUUAUCGCUUGAUCCCAUACUUGUAUACCUUGAUGUAUGAGGCAAAUAGAAAGGGCAUACCCAUUGCCCGGCCCCUAUUUUUCUCAUUCCCUGAGGAUACGAUGACUUACAAUAUCAACUCCCAGUUCUUAAUUGGGAAGGGCGUGAUGGUGACUCCUGUACUAAAAUCAGGUGCCCAAACUGUGGAUACUUAUUUUCCGAGUGGAAAUUGGUUUAAUCUGUUCAAUUACUCCAAUUCGGUGAGUACAACUUCCGGAAUGAAUCUAAUGCUCCAUGCGCCGCCUGAUCACCCUUAUGUGCAUGUAAGGGAAGGUAAUAUAUUGGCAAUGCAAGGAGAGGCCAUGACUACAAAAGCAGCUCGGAGAACGCCAUUUGAGCUCUUAGUUGUGGUCGACAAGGAUAGGAAUAGCUCGGGGCAAGUGUUCUUGGAUGACGGAGAGGACGUCGAAAUGGGUGGGGAAGGAAAUAAGUGGACUCUGGUGAAGUUUUAUUGUGAGAAAACAGGGAAUGGUGUUGUUGUCAGAUCAGAAGUUGUUAAUGGGGAAUUUGCUCUGAUUGAAAAGUGGGUCAUUGAUAAGGUGACCAUUCUAGGAUUGAGAAAAGGAACUUGGAUGACGAGACUGAGAGGGCAUGAGUUAUCCAAUGAUGUUGAAGCAACGUCUGGACAGAGAAUGGUGAAUACAGUGGGAAAAUCGAGUGAUGGUGGAGAGUUUGGAAUUGCUGAAAUCUCAGGAUUGUCACUUCCAUUGGGAAAGACAUUCAAGUUGGAAGUGAAAUUGGGUCAAUCCUAAGACAGAUCAUUAUCAAAAGAAACUGUUCCGGGUGUAAUAAAGAACGAAAGCAUUCCUCCAAUAAGUUUGUGUGUUUCCAAGAGGAAAAAGCACACGAGUAUCAAGCCACUUCUUUUCCGUCAUGGGCUCUUUCUUUUUUCCCCAUUUUAAUUCGAGUGUGAAGCUUUUGAA